AUGUCCAAUCCUCCAAUCAAAAGUCACGAUUUAAAUUCAUCAAUUAACUUAUUGAAUGACACCAUCUACAACUACUUCGCUGAGAACUUCGGCUGUGUAGAAGACCUGCCGGACAAUUCACUCAAAUAUAAAUAUAAAAAUCACACUAUAAAGGGCUUAAAGAAAACUUUAAAACUACUAAAAUCGUCAAACUCUGAUCUUGCUGAAAUUAAAUAUGUUUUUCGUCUUGUGCGUGAUAAGCUGAAAACUUGCCAGACUAAUCAUAAUCUUGUUAAUAAUACUGAAGAAUCCUUUAACCACAAUAAAUACUUUGAACGAAAUUUCUGGGGAUAUGUAAAGAAAGUCCUUACUUACAACGAAUCCAUCCUCCCAACUUUCAAUAUAGGCGAUUGCGAAAAACAUUUUAAGACAGUAUUGACCAAGAUCAACCCAAAUAAAAUAUUUCAAAUACCAAGUUGGAUUCCUAUGUUACCCGAUCCUGUUUUUGAAUUUAACCUCGAACCACGGACUUAUCAACAAGUAACAAACAUUAUUCGCAAAAUGAAAACAUCUGGCUCACCUUCUCCUCUUGACCAAAUCUCCAUUAUUUGUUUUAAACGCUGUCCAUACCUCCGAACAUAUCAAGUAGAACUAAUCCAAGCAGUGUGGCUUUCUGGAACUGUUCCUGACGAAUGGAAGGAAGCUUGCACAACACUAAUCCACAAGAAAGGCGAUACUAAUCUCCACGAGAACUUUCGACCAAUAACCCUUCAAUCUGUACCACUGAAAGUAUUUAUUUCAAGUCUCCGUAAUGCUAUGUUCGCUUACAAACUUGCGAAUAACUUUAUUGAACACAAGAUACAAAAAGGAUUCACCCCCCAUAUCUCAGGAACAUUUGAACAGACGGCACAAAUGGCAUAUAUGAUCAAUCAAGCACGAAUUAGACAGCGAUUCUUAGUUAUAACCCUCCUUGACUUCAAGAAUGCUUUUGGUGAAGUACAUCACAAUCUAAUUCAAUCGGUUCUCGGCUAUCAUCACAUACCUGAACAUAUUCAAUUCCUGAUUAAAAGCCUCUACACAAAUUUUAAAACAUCAAUCAUCACAUCUGAUCUCAACACCCCAUUUCUACAAGUUGGUCGUGGUGUUUUGCAGGGAGAUUGUCUUAGUCCAUUAUUGUUUAACCUUUGUUUCAACACUUUUGUCCAGCACAUAAAAUCCGAAAAAUAUCAACAGUUUGGUUUUUCAUAUAAACUCUUGAACCCAAUACACUGGUUCCAAUUUGCUGAUGACGCAGCCGUGAUUACCGGUCAAGAAUCUGAAAAUCAGCAUUUAUUAAACCGAUUUGCAAUUUGGCGUCAAUGGGCUGACAUGAUUGUUCGAGUGAAUAAAUGCAGCAUAUUUGGCAUUAAAAAGGCUCUCACAAAAUCUGUUCAAUACCUCCCUAAACUUCUUAUUAACAACGCCGUUAUUCCAGCUAUUGAACUCGGUAAAUCAUUCUGCUAUUUAGGAAGAUAUGUUGAUUAUGAAAUGACUAAUAAUGAACACAAACUGGAACUAAUCUCCCUUCUAACAAAUCUAUUGAAAAAAAUAGAUCUCAAUCCAUUACAUCCGAAGAACAAGAUUCUACUUUACAAUCGUUAUGUUUUAUCGAAACUCUCCUGGCAUCUUACUAUUACAUCAAUUUCAAAAACCUGGAUUUCGAAAAACCUGGAUUCUUUAUUUACGCAAUAUGUUCGCAAAUGGCUUGAGGUACCUAUUUCUGGAACGCUGAGUAACAUCUACGUACCUAACCAGCAACAAAUUUGGUCUUAA
This is a messenger RNA of Paramuricea clavata, 1791 nucleotides long. The record is from the annotation of a GenBank genome assembly. Lineage: Eukaryota; Metazoa; Cnidaria; Anthozoa; Malacalcyonacea; Plexauridae.